AGAAUAUGAAAGCACAUGGACUUCCUCGUACAUCACUCUGCUGUUCGCUGUGAACAUGACCGGGCUCAUUCUCCUCCUCCUCCUCUCUCUCUGCUGCUCAGCACACAGUUCGGUCAUUAUAAUAAGCACGGAAAAGCAGGCAGCGACGGUUGGUGGCAAUGUGACCCUUCAGUGCAGGCUACAGGCCAGCCAACCAAACAUCUUCCAAGUUACAUGGCAAAAGGAGACGGGCAACUUCACCGGACCGGUAGCUACCUGCAGCAAAAUGUAUGGAGAGAGGAUAAUGGGACACUUAUCGAAUCGGACGGAACAACGUACAGUGGACACGCUCAAUGUGUCCGCCAUCACCAUCAGCCCAGUGACCCUGGAAGAUCAAGGGUGCUUCAAAUGCAUCUUUAAUGUUUAUCCAUUUGGAGCAAAUUUUGGAACAGCCUGCCUGGAGGUCCAUGAAAGAAAUAUAUCGGACCCUAUUCUGGAAAUACAUCCGGCCAAAUCUCCGGACAGCUCAGAGAAGAUGCAUGUUGUCACCUGUUCAGCCACCGGCAAGCCAGCCCCGGAGAUCUCAUGGAACGCUACGGGUAGUUUGGCAUCAACGCCUCAGGUGUACACCAUUGACUACCCAAAUGGAGCAGUGACCACCAUAAGUAACUUCACUCUCAGAGUCCCUCGGGGAAUGGAAGAAAAGGUGGUCUGUGUGGUGAGCCAUCCGGCACUCCCCUCCGACAAAUAUCUCUCCGGAUUUCUAAAGGAUACAACAACUGAAGAUUCUGUUGGGGAUCCUAAGCCCGGUAUCAUUGUCAUCAUUGUCACUAUUGUUUUCCUCGUUUUAUCACUUAUAUGUGUUUGGAGAAAAAAGUGUCACAAGCAUGCAUUCAUGGGAAAAAACUAUUUGGAUCCUCAUUUACAAGACAACACGUCCUCUACAAGCAGUUCUGACUCUGAGAAGGCUUUAUUGCCAAAUGGAAGUCAAUGUCAAAAGUACGGCGAGCUGCCAAUCUAA
Messenger RNA from Rana temporaria (common frog), 1000 nucleotides. RefSeq names its product OX-2 membrane glycoprotein-like. The record is from RefSeq and is a predicted model, not a curated record. Lineage: Eukaryota; Metazoa; Chordata; Amphibia; Anura; Ranidae. The transcript is spliced from 5 exons. Bases 56 to 1000 code for a protein of 314 amino acids. Gene Ontology annotation, molecular function: cell-cell adhesion mediator activity.